This is a messenger RNA of Melanaphis sacchari, 948 nucleotides long. Its product is annotated as testicular haploid expressed gene protein-like. The transcript has 7 exons. Lineage: Eukaryota; Metazoa; Arthropoda; Insecta; Hemiptera; Aphididae. The coding region runs from base 1 to 948 and encodes 315 amino acids. The record is from RefSeq and is a predicted model, not a curated record.
AUGACAAACCACUAUGACGAAAACGAAAUCCUUAGAGCCUUAGGAGUAUCUUCCAACAAUCUGGUAAAUAAUGUAUUAAAGACAAUGAUAUGUUCAGUUCAAAGACAUGAUAAAAGAUCAAAACGUAUGGGUUUUAAUAAUAUUUAUCGGAUAGUUCGUAGAGAAAUGUUAAGUAGACCAAUGUGUAGAAAAUUGCGACCAUGGCCAGAUCCAAGACUAGAGGGACCUUUUGUGAUUUCUCCUGCGGCUCUCAAAGCCAAACUUACAGAUAGAUUGGAAUAUUUAGCAUUGCCAAAAAAAGAAAACGUUUAUUGGGAAAGCUAUUACUCUUCAACUGUAAAACCAGAAAAAUAUAAAAACAAAAACAAAAUAAUAAGUGGCAGGUUAAUUGAACUGUCUCAGCCAAAACCAUUCAUAGAUGAUAUAGAUAAAAAAAUUGUACGAACACAUUUUAAAAGCAAAACUGAAUGGCUUGCUUAUUUGGAAAAACUUAAAAUAUUUGGUGCAGCCAGACGACCACCGCCAAGUCCGCUAGAACCAAAAAGAAUCAAAAAACCAUUAAAAUCAAUAGUGACGUAUUUGGAAUUGUUAUCCCAACCUGUCAAUCGUCCCCAGAACACCAAUGAAAAGACAAUUGAAGAAUUAAACACUAUUAAAAGUUCGGCUCUAAAAUAUAACGCCAGUGAUAGAAUUAAAAAAUUAGCUGUUGCCAAGCAAUUAAAUGAACAGACUUUAAUGGAUUUAAAUUACGAUCCACGAGAUAAACUUAUUAAUGCGAAAAAAUACAUUGCUACAGAUAGGAUCAAAGAACUGUCAAUACCAAAAGUUAGAGAAACGCCAAAAAAAAUUGAAGUUAAAACAGAUGCAUUUUCAGUCAAUCCAAAUGCUUUAAAAGCUUGGUGUUCACCGAGAAUAAAGCGAUUGGCUAAACCUAUCAUAAGAGAUUAA